This is a messenger RNA of Liolophura sinensis, 4141 nucleotides long. RefSeq names its product cholinesterase-like. The record is from RefSeq and is a predicted model, not a curated record. Lineage: Eukaryota; Metazoa; Mollusca; Polyplacophora; Chitonida; Chitonidae. The transcript is spliced from 2 exons. The coding region runs from base 243 to 2552 and encodes 769 amino acids.
GUCUUAUACAGGGGCUAUUACAUAGGUGAUGAGAAGUAGGGACAUCUUUAGAUUUGGCGAAAACGGAACUUUAAAUCUUCAGCGAACAGGUCGACAAGUUGUCCUGUAAUUUAAAAACUAUUUUCUUUCAAGCAGAAAACAUUACCACGAACAAAUUUUGAAGUUAAAAGAAAAGAAACAGCAACGGGUCUACUUUAAAGUUAAACGAACUUCUCGGACGAAGUCAGCCAUCUUAGAUUAUCAUGGAUCUAUGGACGGUCGCCUUCUUGUUAAGUGGAUUGUUCGUGAGCGUUUAUGGCCAGAUAGAAGUCGACACGAAGGCGGGUUUGAUCAGAGGUCGAACGGAAGUUAACGAUGGCAUGGUUCAUGUAUUCCUGGGAAUUCCAUACGCCAAGCCCCCAAUUCUCCAAAGACGUUUUCAGAAGCCAGAAAAACCAGACAAGUUUCAGUACCCAUUCGUGGCUGAUCUUAAUAAACCAUUUUGUGCCCAGGUACUGCCAAGAAACAACAUCUGGGACAAUAUGCCGCUCACAAUCACACGUAGUGAUGAAGACUGCCUUUAUUUAAACAUUUACGCCCCUGAGAGAAAGGACAAAAUUCCAGUAGUGGUGUUUCUGGGUGGUGAAAACUAUCUGACAGGAAGAGGUGACAUUUACGAUGGUCAAAAGCUGGCGAUAAAAGGUAGCGUCAUUGUAGUCACUCUCAACUACCGCUUGGGGAUAUUUGGUUUCCUUAGUACCGGAAAUACCAAUGCUCCUGGCAACAUGGGAUUGUGGGACCAGCUUAUGGCGCUGGAAUGGGUAAGAGACAAUAUUGCCGCUUUCGGUGGGGAUCCGAAUGAUGUGACUCUCAUGGGUUGGUCAUCAGGGGCCAGCAGCGCUGCCCUGCACGCCCUGUCUAGGAGAAGCAAGGGGUUGUUCAAGAGAGUGAUUCUACAGGGUGGAGCAGUGACCGGCCCGACUGUGGUCAACACACGCGAGGACGCCUUAAGAUUCGCUAAAGCCAUCGGCAUUCAAACGCAAUGUUAUAAAGCUGAUAAAUCCGUGUCUGUUGAGGACAUGGUGAAUUGUUUAAAGGGGCCUAUGCAUUUACCGACCGUCUUGGCCAUCAGGGCGGUCAGGGUUGCCCGAGGCGAUAAGGUGCGAGGGUUGCUUAACUCCGCCUGGGUGCCAGUCAUCGAUGGCGAUUUCAUCCCGGACGACCCCACCAAACUGUUGACGGAUCAUUCCUAUCUCACCUCCAUCGGCUUCUACGAUCUAGACAUUAUGCUGGGGAUGAAUCGUAAUGAAGGUACCCAUUUGCUGUACCUGUUCAGGAAUGUCUUGAAUCCAAGUCAAUACAGCACAUUGAUCACGACAGAGGGCGUCAGCUCCACCUACAUGAUCAAUUCCGUUAUCCCGGCGCUCGUUGGGGGAAAAUUUGGACAAGAAAAUGUCGCCUCUGAAAAGUACGUCAGAGACACCUAUCCGACCAAGGAUACCUUCACAAGCUACGACAAUGCCUUUACGGCGUACGGUGAUGCUUUUUUCGUGGCCCCCGUCAUCCAGUUUGCAAGAGCACACAGUCACCAGAAUUCAGGAAGCGGCAAAACUUUCUUGUACCUGUUCGACUAUUCGGCUGCUAUAGGAGCCAUGCCAACUUCCCAUGGAGCGGAGCUGCCCUACGUUUUCGGACUGAGUCCUCUUGUUUCCCAAGCUAAUGUGAUGCCGUUAGAACUUAGUAACGACGAUCAAGUCUUCGCUGAACAGGUACUCAAUUAUUGGAGCAACUUUAUGCGAUCAGGAGACCCCAACAGCCCCCGAAGUGUGCCUGUGUCCUGGCCCGCGUAUGACCCAAACACUAAGUCACAUCUGACCUUCACCAGGAGCAUGCCGCCCGCCUCCUCUGUCGCGCAGGACCUUCGAGGGGAAACCAUGCCUUUCUGGUUAACGUGUUUCCCUGGAAGUAUCCCCACCCAAGGGGACUCGUCGUUCACAUGCCCUGCCGACUUGCCGGAACCAGUGACAACAUCAACGACGACGACAACCAAGUCAGGAACAACCACAACCACAACCCCCACGCCUAAGCCAAACGAAGAGACAACAAAGUCAGGAACAACCACAACCACAACCACCACGCCUAAGCCAAACGAAGAGACAACAAAGUCAGGAACAACCACAACCACAACCACCACGCCUAAGCCAAACGAAGAGACAACGAAGUCGGGAACAACCACAACCACAACCACCACACCUAAGCCAAACGAAGAGACAACAAAGUCAGGAACAACCACGACGACCACCACCACCACCACGCCUAAACCAAACCAACCGGACACCACCAAAGCAGUAACAACGAAGCCAAGUUCUGCAGAGAAACCCAGCGAGCCGGUUACACCUGCAGUUACGCCUAAACCGACGGAAGCUAAAACAAAUGCACCUACGAGAAAACCCGGACUGAUCUGGGUCGUGACGGAAAAUCCUAAUGGCGGCAGUCACAAUGGGGCAAUUCGUGUACUAACGGUGCUGAUAGCGCUGGGAACGACCUCCUGGAUCUCCUACAUUUUUUGCUGAUCUAGAACUGACUGCCAAAUAUAUGUUUUAACUGUCAGGUGGCAUACGAUUUUGAACAUGCGUGCUUUCAAAGAAAAAAUAUUCACAAGAGAUAAAUAUCUGAACACAGUCUCUGAACACUGAAGACGAAUCUCAGUAUGAUGUCAUACUCAAAGGCGAAUGAUUUCUGUUGAGUCAUGUACAAAUACAUUUCCUUGUUGCUUGGAUGUCAGUAUAUAGUGGAGUCAGAAUUAUACAUACAUGUACUUGCCACAGAAAUGAUCAUCUGUUUUACUACCUGUGUAUUACCUGGGAAUGUUUACACUGUGUAUAUAUUUUUUAUACAAAAACACUACAGCGCUUGUCUUUAUGACAACAAAUCUUUGGGAACUCAGUGAAAAUAGACGGGUUACUACGCAGUAAACAUACCUUCAAGGUCAUGUCCUGAAAUUAUGCAUUGAAAAACACUUUCCGGUUUCGCGAAAUUUCCCAUGAGUUUAAUUUUGUUAAUGUUCACAUAGUUUUGAUAAGGUUUAAUAACACUCCUCUUUCCUUCGCCCACAAUACCGACCGCAAGCAUAUUAGAGAAAAAAUCUUGUGUGUGGCACUAAGCAGCAAUCAGAUAAAUACAUACAUUAUAGGCGCGGCUGUUUCUUGACAGAAGGAAAGUUUUUCAUGGUAUGUAGUAAGAGGGAUCCCUGUACGUUACAUUAUGGGGAAACACUACGUUUAUAUUUUGGACUACUGUCAUCAAGCGCAUCAGAACUAAAAAAAUAAAUAUGAGUAUUUUCGAAAGGGAGUAAAACUGUUUGAAUAUCAUGCAGCUCUGCUGAAACGUCGUUGCCUUGGUAAACUUGGCAACAAAAAUGCCUUUCAACCUGCUGGUUCAGGAUGACGUCAUACCAAAUAUUAUAACGUCCUAAACCUAGAACUGUACAUAGUUUAUCAUGAGAGCAACAGAGCAAAUAAUUGUAUUUUUCUCUUUGUGUUGUGUUUAAAAUUUUGGCUUGCAAUCUGUUAUUAUGUAGAUUUAUAUUUGUUUUGACAUCUGUAUAUAAGAAAUCCAAUUUACAUUGUAUGUAUGCCUCUCCUUUUCUUCCGUAUAUUUUUCUAUACUGCAAAAAACAAAUCAAACGAAUACGCAAGUUUUGUUUAACGUGCGAGUUUUUAAAUGUAGAAACUUCGAAUUGCUUUUUAAAUUGAACUGUUACAAAUCUUCACAAUGUGUAUAUGGUAAACAUUGAUAUAAAAAAAAACUUCGGCUUCUCAUCUUCCGACCAAUAUCUAAUGCAAGGAUAUAUGUGCUAUGAUAAAAAUUUAUUGCUUAAUGUGAUGUUUUAAGUAACUUGUGAAGUAAUUCUGUGCUCUUACAGUGCUAAAUACUUUAUACGAAUUAUUCCAUAUUGUGUUGGAAUGGCUUGCAAAUAAAAUUGAAUCUUUUUUAAACAUGUGUGUAAUGUUUAUCUUUUGAUAUGACAUAAAUGUAUAAUUUUUUUUAAUAUUUUACAGAAACUCAAAAUGUGCUGCUUUAAUGUAUACGUCUAGACCAACUAUGUUUGUCAAAGAACUACACAUUCUGCAUUGAUCCCUUCGUAAUAUUGUUUAUAGCU